GUGCGUCAUUUUCAUCAGUCUCUUCGUGGCCAGACAUGUUUGACUCGCCACUUCGAGUUUCCUUUGCCAACUGACUCCCCACAGCCAACUCCAGCUAAUCCACCACCAGCGUUCCCAAUUUCUAUGCCUUUCACACAAACAACGAGCCCAGUUUCUGAUCUGCGAACUUGUGUCGCAUGCCCUCCAAAUGCACAUUCGUCUGAAGCGCCUGCCCUUGCUCUACCACCUACUCCCAGCACUUCUUGA
This is a messenger RNA of Protopolystoma xenopodis, 246 nucleotides long. NCBI's taxonomy places the organism in Eukaryota, Metazoa, Platyhelminthes, Monogenea, Polystomatidea, Polystomatidae. The record is from the annotation of a GenBank genome assembly.